Cicer arietinum (chickpea) is the source of this 1788-nucleotide messenger RNA. RefSeq lists its product as uncharacterized. Lineage: Eukaryota; Viridiplantae; Streptophyta; Magnoliopsida; Fabales; Fabaceae. Gene Ontology annotation, molecular function: GTPase activator activity. Gene Ontology annotation, biological process: intracellular protein transport; activation of GTPase activity. The record is from RefSeq and is a predicted model, not a curated record.
CUUCUUCGUAGUAGACUUAGUUUGAUAUCAAUCCCAGUCAUCAUGAUUCGCUCUCGCUCUUCCAAAUUCCACUUCCUACCAUUUCAACUAACUCAUCCGCCAUGCUCAAAGGCAAGCUCAAGCUUCCAGCACCUGACAAGCCUGGGACGAUCUUUCCCGACCGGCUUGGAAGCUUGGUGAUGGCCGCCGGAUUGGACGAAAAAGGAAGUGAAAUCGAGAGGUUCGAAGUUGAGUUCGGCGAAGAGCUGGCGCCGAUUAAACCCGGCGCAUUUGAGUUUCACAGAGAGAGCGAUGACGGUGACGAAGCUAUCGAUGGCGAAAAAGACGAUAAGGACCAAAGAAUUCGGCAGAAACCGAAUAAAGAUGCUGUUGCAGUUGCAACUUCCAUUUCGUUGGAGGAGAAAAGAUCGGAACUAGAAUAUGAGCUUUCGCGAAGGGAGAUUAAUUUGGAAAAAUUGCGGAGAAUUGCUAGCACUGGAAUUCCUGAUGGAGGAGGUUUGCGUGCAACGGCUUGGAAGCUACUUUUGGGCUACUUACCUUCAUCUCAUGACUUGUGGGAGAAUCAAUUAAACGAGAAUAGGUUAAAGUAUGCUAAUAUGAAAGGGGAGCUUCUCCUGAAUCCGUCGGAGCAUAUUUGGAAGGAACCUAAGCGUUUAAGUUCCACUAAACAACACGAUGACAAUGAUGUUGAUGGCCCGCUUAGGCGACAUGAAGUUUCUGUUGAAGAUCACCCUUUGAGCCUUGAUAAGGAAAGUCUCUGGAGACAAUAUUUUCAGUAUACAGAGACUGUGGAACAGAUAGAUCGAGAUUUGCAGCGUACACAUCCAGACAUGCCAUUCUUUUCAGGGGAGACAUCAUUUAGUCGAAAAAAUAAGGAAGCGAUGAAGAAUAUUCUUCUCCUUUUUGCAAAGUUAAAUCCUGCAAUUUGUUAUGUGCAAGGCAUGAAUGAGGUCUUGGCACCUAUAUACUAUGUAUUUAGUACUGAUACUGACAAGCAAAACGCUGCAAAUGCAGAAGCAGAUAGUUUUUCUUGUUUUGUUCGAAUCUUAGGCGACUCUGUAGAUCAUUUCUGUCAACAAUUGGACAACAGUUCAAGUGGUAUCCUUGCUACUCUUUCUCGUUUGUCAGAUCUACUUAAAGUAAAUGAUGAGCAAUUAUGGCAUCAUCUUGAAUUUACAACAAAGGUUAAACCACAAUUCUAUGCAUUCCGGUGGAUUACACUGCUACUCACCCAAGAGUUCCAAUUUGAGUAUAUUUUGAGAAUAUGGGAUACACUUAUAAGUAAUACUUUUGGUGUUCAGGAUAUGCUUCUUCGGGUGUGUUGUGCAAUGCUACUUUGCGUGAAAAGCAGACUACUAAGCGGUGAUUUUGUGGCUAAUAUAAAGCUUUUACAACACUAUCCUGAUGAUAUUAACAUAGAAUACCUCCUCCAGGUAGCUCAGGACAUAAGUCCUGACACGUCUUCUUAUAUUUUGUCCCUUUGAGUUUUUUAUUUAAGUAUCUGUAUUUUGGAGUACUGACUCUGAAAUCUUAACAUAAUGCCAAUUCGACCGAAGAAAGAAAAAAAAAUAGAAGCUGGUUAGUAUUUCAAACGAAGCUAUGUUCAGAUUUAAGAUUUUUAAGAGGCUGAACCACUAACGAAUAUUUUCGGAGAAGGAAAGUGAUGAUGGUUGUAAUUUUGGAGGAUAAACACGAGACUGUUGUGUCUGUCCCCCUUUCAUAUAACAAUAUCCUGCACAACAAUAAUACAUAAUACAUGUGCAGCUCAAUUUUUUAUACUUAUUCAAA